Molecule: messenger RNA, 3680 nt
Organism: Etheostoma cragini (Arkansas darter)
Lineage: Eukaryota; Metazoa; Chordata; Actinopteri; Perciformes; Percidae
Product: neurofilament heavy polypeptide-like
Exons: 28
Coding region: 336-1529 (397 amino acids)
Source: RefSeq, a predicted model, not a curated record
ACUGUAUACAUUAGAAUUAAUAGGGUCUUGUAUUUUCUCUAGCACCUGCUAUCAAAGUAAAACCUAGAGCUGCUGAAAAGAAGAAAGAGGUUCCUGAUGUCCCUAAACCCAAACCAAAAGACGCAAAGAAAGAGGCAGCUCCAAAGGAUCCCAAGAAGGAACUAAAAGAGCGACUCAAAGCCAAACCUGUAAAACCAGACGCUGGACCCAAAAAGGCUGUAAGGAAGAUUAAAGUAGAGAAGCAGGGGGUUGCGUCUCUUCUGAGGGAACAUCUUAAUGUGACGAAAGCAGCUGAUAAACCCACGAAAGCCCUAAAGGUGGAGAAAGCCGCGAAAAUGCAGCUAGUUCCUCUCCUGAAAAAGGAGUAUGUGAAUGUUCUAAAAACAGAAGUUCCUGACAUUUCUAAGGUGAAAGCCAAAACAGAACAUGCUAAGAAAGUGGCCCUUCACAAGGAGCCCAAGAAGGAACAAAAGGAAAAGAUUGAAGCCAAAGCCGCCAAACCAGAGGUUCCAAAGGAGAAGACCAAAGCGGCUCCUUCUAAGAAAGAAGCUGUUGUUCAAAAAGAAAAGGCCAAACCAGUCGUCUUGAAAAAAGAACAAGAGGAGACUCCCAGAAAUGUCUCUCUGGUUAAACAGCAAGCCAAAAGAGUGCCUUUGAAAAAAGAAGUCAAAGCACCCAAAGAGAAAGUGAAGGUGGUUUCUGCAAAGAAAGCAUCCGAGGUGUCAAACCAGAAGCUUAAACUAGCUGUGACAAAGAGAGAACCCGCUCCACUCAAGACAAGGCCAGCCCGUUUUGUCAAAGAAGCAGAAGUACCACAAAAAAAUGUCACAAUUACAAAGGAGAAGGUGAAGGUUGUGCCACUGAAGAAAGGAGCUGAGGUUCUCAAGGAAAAGAAGGUCAAGCCAGUCCCUUCCUCAAAAGCACCUGUUAUUAAAGCAAAACCUAGAUCUCCUGAAAAGAAGAAAGAAGCUGUUGUGAAAGAAAAGGCAAAAGUCUCAAAGAAAGAACUUGAGGAAAAGCGGGUUCUCGACAAAAAAGCACCUGAAGUUGCAAAAGAGAAGCCUAAGCCAGCUCAUGAGAAGCGAGCUCCUUCUAAAACAAAGGAUGAAAUCAAGAAGGAAAAGGUCAAAUCCCUUCUAAAGACAAAAGAGCCCAAAGUUCCAGAGGAUAAACUCAAACCAGCUCGUGAAAAAGCAUUGUUGAGGAAAAAGGCCAAACCAGCUCAUGUAAAGAAAGAAAUGGAGACUCCCAUAGAAAAGGAGAAACUCGCUGCAGUGAAAAAAGUUGACAAGAAGGCAGCCAAAGAAGAUAAAACUAGAGAGGACAGAGUUCUCAAAGAGAUACAGGCGCCAGCAAAGAAAGAAAAACCUGCUGAGAAGAAAGUUGCCAAGGAGGAGAAAAUAAAAGCAGAGCCUUCUGUAUCAGACAGCUUUCAAAUGGAAGAAGAGCUGCCCUACUUCCAGUGUUUCUUUGUGGACGAGGACGAGGCCCAGUUUCCUUUCUACGCCUUCUCACCGCUGCACAUUUGAAGCUUCAGUCUGAAUCCAGUCUGAGGUCUACAAUUAAGUCAAUUUUACUGAUAAUGACACAGUCACGUCACACCCCGCACCGCUGAAACGCAGCAUGCUGUCCACUGAUGGUCUUCAAGAGAAAACCCUGGACAGCAGAGGAUGAGGGGUGAUCGGAUGUGAUGGACCUACUUUAUUUUACUUCCAGAUUUGGUUGAGCUCUCAUACCAAAUACAUGCAGCUUGUGUCAUUCCUUUUAAGUUUUUUAAUUAUUAUUUUAUUGUUUUUGAAAGGUGGAUAUAAUAAAAAUGAUGGAACAGUAUCAUAUAUUACCUCUGUGGAUCAUUCAUUUGGAUCCUCACAGCAACACAUGCAAAUAAAUAAAAUGGUGUGUUUUUUUAAGAAGGAACAUAAUGUUAUGAACAGACUACAAACAUGGCCACAAUUGCUGAUUCAAGGCGGACAAGGGUUCAAUUCUCACAUUUACUUGAAAAGAGGUUUGUGCAGUUAUCGUAUUUACAUUUUUAUGCACCAUCAUCUGUGUAAUUUUACAUUUUUCUUCACUGCAUUGUAGUUGGCAAUUUUUCUAAUCCUGACCUUCCUGCUAUUUAAAGCCCUUGAACAAACAAUUGAGCAUUUAUAGCGUUUGUGCAUAAUUCCAAUAUUCUUGCUAUUGUUUCAGUCAUUUUAAGGAAAGCUUGUUCCUCACAAAUAUCCCUCUAUCUUCAGAAAGGAAAGUUUUUUCUGUUUCUGUCUGCUAUGUCUGUUAUUUGUAAAAAAGGAAUGACCACGCACUGUAUAUGAGAGCUCCCAAACGAAGAGAACAGAAACAUUACCUUUAAAGUCUUAUUAAAUGGCCGACAUGCGCACCCGCUCCUCAUUUUGACAUCGGUGCUAAAAAAAGCAUUGCCUGCACUGUCAGAAUGAGGUUUGAGGAAACAUAUACUUUUUCUACCAUCAAGUAUUACGUUUAUUCUAAAAUUGGACGACAUGUUGGAAAAGUUCUUUUCCCAGCUGCUAACUCUGGUCCGAUUCUUUAACUCAAGGCAUUGGAAUAUAAUGCUACUUGUUUUAGUAAAUGAGAGGACAGUAAAAGUAGGGCACAUGUGAUGGAUCUUUUUUGAUAGUCAAAAAGGAUGUGGCUAACAGUAAUUUCUUGAUAGACCAAAACACAACGUCACUAACUUUGGUCAGUGGCUGUUUGUCUGUGUGCAUAACAUAGAAACAUGAUAUAUUGUAUCAACCUUUUGAACAGGUUCUGAACAUAUAUGCCAUGAUGUUGAUGCAUAACCUCUUUUAUUUUAUUACAUCUUAUUAACUGUGUAAACAACCAGUUACUGGAUUCAUACAGAUUAUGAAUAUCCUGUGCACGUGAUGUACAGUAUGGGAUUUCAGAUUGAUUUUUAAUCACGCACUUGAAAUCUCUGAAGAAUGAUAGAAGAUGACAAGUGAGCUGCAUGAAUCAGCUUGUCUGAUUUGUCAACCUGAAUGCAGUUGUUAACGUGAUCAUGUCAAAGUUAUUUAUCCCAUGGAAAUGAAACCUUUAUAUCUUUGAUCAUAUCUGCACAGCGUUGGAUUACUGUCUAAAUUGAUGCUGAUGGGGUCACAUGUUUGGGCAGACGAUUUCAAAUGUAAACAAAUUUAUUUCACAGCGUGUACCAGCUGUUGUUUACAAAUUGCUCUUUACAUUAUGCUCCACAUGCUGCAUAGAAGACAGGUAAUUCAGUUUGUGGCAUUACUCAAGUCUACUCAAAAGUAAAUCCACUUAUCAUUUUAUUUUAGAAUAUCGCAAAUGUUGUAGGUGUACAGUAGGUUUUGUUUUCCCAAAUGACAGUGCACUGUCUUUGAAUAUUUAUUUUGCGUUAUUGGAUUUUGGUAAAAAUAUGGUUGCUAUUAUGACAACAUAUAUUUUGAUUCAUGGUGACAAAACAUGAAUAUUUGUUUCAAUUGUUAAAACUGAAUUGUAUCUAAAGACUCCCUUUAACCAGGUAAACAUGUGCAAUACAUACAUUUUUUUAAUAUCUCAGUGAUCAAACACUGUAUGUUUGUCUGUUAGUCCUUAAAUAAAAUGUGCAUGAUGUGUGUUUUUUUUGUUUUAUGCUCACAAAUGUUUUUUGUGAUAUUUUUCCCAACUUUGAGAAUGGCAACAUUAAAUACUUGAACUAUGAAUCA